Molecule: messenger RNA, 1491 nt
Organism: Suncus etruscus (white-toothed pygmy shrew)
Lineage: Eukaryota; Metazoa; Chordata; Mammalia; Eulipotyphla; Soricidae
Gene: OLFM2
Product: olfactomedin 2
Exons: 7
Coding region: 89-1489 (466 amino acids)
Biological process (GO): signal transduction
Source: RefSeq, a predicted model, not a curated record
CGGCGCGGGGCGCGCGCGGCGCUUUCCAAGCGGAGCCCCGCCGGGCCGAUCGGUGCCGCUGCUCAAGAUCGGCGCGGUGCUGAGCACCAUGGCCAUGGUCACCAACUGGAUGUCGCAGACGCUGCCCUCGCUCGUGGGGCUCAACGGCACCGCCGCGCGCCCCGGAGCCUCCGACAAGAUCACCCUCUUCCAGAGCCCCGAGGAAGGCUGGCAGCUGUAUACCUCGGCACAGGCGCCCGACGGCAAAUGCAUCUGCACCGCAGUGAUCCCGGCCCAGAGCACCUGUUCUCGCGAUGGCCGGAGCCGAGAGCUGCGGCAGCUCAUGGAGAAGGUGCAGAACGUCUCGCAGUCCAUGGAGGUGCUGGAGUUGCGGACUUACCGGGACCUGCAGUACGUGCGCAGCAUGGAGGCCCCGCUGCGAAGCCUGGACGCGCGGCUCCGGACCGCCGACGGCUCCCUGCCGGCCAAGAGCUUCCAGGAGCUGAAGGCACGCAUGGGCGAGCUGCUGCCACUGGGCUCGGUGCUGGAGCAGUACAAGGCCGACACGCGCACUGUGGUGCGUCUUCGCGAUGAAGUCCGCAACCUGUCGGGCAGCCUGGCGGCCAUCCAGGAGGAGAUGGGCGCCUAUGGCUACGACGACCUGCAGCAGCGAGUGCUGGCGCUGGAGGCACGGCUGCACGCCUGCGCCCAGAAGCUGGGCUGUGGGAAGCUGACGGGGGUCAGUAACCCCAUCACGGUUCGGGCCAUGGGGUCCCGCUUUGGCUCGUGGAUGACGGACACGAUGGCCCCCAGUGCCGACAGCCGGGUGUGGUACAUGGACGGCUACUACAAGGGCCGGCGCGUGCUGGAGUUCCGCACGCUGGGCGACUUCGUCAAGGGCCAGAACUUCAUCCAGCACCUGCUGCCGCAGCCCUGGGCCGGCACGGGCCACGUCGUGUACAACGGCUCGCUCUUCUACAACAAGUACCAGAGCAACGUGGUGGUCAAGUACCACUUCCGCUCGCGCUCGGUGCUGCGCCAGCGCAGCCUGCCCGGCGCCGGCUACAACAACACCUUCCCCUACUCGUGGGGCGGCUUCUCGGACAUGGACUUCAUGGUGGACGAGAGCGGGCUGUGGGCCGUGUACACCACCAACCAGAACGCGGGCAACAUCGUGCUCAGCCGCCUGGACCCGCACACGCUCGAGGUGCUGCGCUCGUGGGACACGGGCUACCCCAAGCGCAGCGCCGGCGAGGCCUUCAUGAUCUGCGGCGUGCUCUACGUGACCAACUCGCACCUGGCCGGCGCCAAGGUCUACUUCGCCUACUUCACCAACACCUCCAGCUACGAGUACACGGACGUGCCCUUCCACAACCAGUACUCGCACAUCUCCAUGCUGGACUACAACCCGCGCGAGCGCGCGCUCUACACCUGGAACAACGGCCACCAGGUGCUCUACAACGUCACCCUCUUCCACGUCAUCAGCGCCGCCGCCGCCGGGGACCCCUAGCG